Molecule: messenger RNA, 2821 nt
Organism: Gossypium raimondii (Peruvian cotton)
Lineage: Eukaryota; Viridiplantae; Streptophyta; Magnoliopsida; Malvales; Malvaceae
Product: cell division cycle protein 48 homolog
Exons: 9
Coding region: 190-2607 (805 amino acids)
Biological process (GO): retrograde protein transport, ER to cytosol; autophagosome maturation; mitotic spindle disassembly
Cellular component (GO): VCP-NPL4-UFD1 AAA ATPase complex; cytosol; nucleus
Molecular function (GO): ATP binding; polyubiquitin modification-dependent protein binding; ATP hydrolysis activity
Source: RefSeq, a predicted model, not a curated record
UCGAAAAGCAAAGGAGGAGAGUUGCAAUCUGACUAAAACAACCUUAUCUUUCCAAACAAGAAAACGGAGCUGCCUUUUAAUUCUCCUUAUAAAUAACCCACCGCUUUUCUUCACAUCCCACAUACAUAUUCCACCAAACCCCAAAGCUUAUUCUUAUUUUUUCGGUUCUUUAAUCGACCCAAAUUCACCAUGUCUAACCAAGCAGAAUCAUCUGACUCGAAGGGGACUAAGAAGGAUUUUAGUACUGCGAUCUUGGAAAGAAAGAAGGCACCGAACCGACUUGUUGUUGAUGAGGCAAUCAACGAUGAUAACUCUGUUGUUGCUCUUCAUCCUGAUACCAUGGAAAAGCUUCAGCUUUUUCGCGGUGACACUAUCCUGAUCAAGGGGAAAAAGAGGAAAGAUACCAUUUGCAUUGCUCUUGCUGAUGACACAUGCGAUGAGCCAAAGAUCAGGAUGAAUAAGGUUGUGAGGUCAAACUUGAGGGUUAGACUAGGUGAUGUUGUCUCUGUGCAUCAGUGUCCUGAUGUCAAGUAUGGAAAACGUGUGCACAUCUUGCCCGUGGAUGACACAAUUGAAGGGGUUACUGGAAAUCUCUUUGAUGCUUACCUGAAACCUUACUUUCUGGAAGCAUACCGUCCAGUGAGGAAGGGUGACCUCUUCCUUGUGAGAGGUGGAAUGAGAAGUGUGGAAUUCAAGGUUAUUGAGACUGACCCUACUGAGUACUGUGUGGUUGCCCCAGAUACUGAGAUAUUCUGCGAGGGAGAGCCUGUAAGGAGAGAAGAUGAGGAUAGAUUAGAUGAGGUAGGUUAUGAUGAUGUUGGUGGAGUGAGAAAACAGAUGGCUCAGAUUCGGGAAUUAGUGGAACUUCCACUGAGGCAUCCGCAGCUCUUUAAAUCAAUUGGUGUGAAGCCACCAAAAGGAAUUUUGCUUUAUGGACCUCCCGGAUCUGGAAAGACUUUGAUUGCACGUGCUGUUGCAAAUGAAACUGGUGCUUUCUUUUUUUGCAUCAAUGGUCCUGAGAUCAUGUCAAAAUUGGCUGGAGAGAGUGAAAGCAAUCUCAGAAAAGCAUUUGAAGAAGCAGAGAAGAAUGCACCAUCUAUUAUAUUCAUUGAUGAAAUCGAUUCAAUUGCUCCCAAGCGAGAGAAGACCCAUGGUGAAGUUGAGAGGAGAAUAGUCUCUCAGCUUUUGACAUUGAUGGAUGGGCUUAAAUCCCGUGCACAUGUCAUUGUUAUUGGGGCCACAAAUCGUCCCAAUAGCAUUGAUCCAGCUCUCCGAAGGUUUGGAAGGUUUGAUAGGGAAAUUGAUAUUGGCGUACCUGAUGAAGUUGGCCGUCUUGAGGUUCUUCGCAUCCACACAAAGAACAUGAAGCUGUCUGACGAUGUUGAUUUAGAAAGAAUUGCCAAGGACACACAUGGUUAUGUUGGUGCUGAUCUUGCAGCUCUUUGUACUGAGGCAGCAUUACAGUGCAUCAGGGAAAAGAUGGAUGUGAUUGACUUGGAAGAUGAGUCAAUAGAUGCGGAGAUACUCAACUCUAUGGCAGUUAGCAAUGAGCACUUCCAGACUGCUCUUGGAACAAGCAAUCCAUCAGCAUUACGUGAAACUGUUGUUGAAGUGCCUAAUGUAAGUUGGGAAGAUAUUGGAGGCCUGGAGAAUGUUAAAAGGGAGCUUCAAGAGACUGUUCAAUAUCCAGUGGAGCAUCCUGAGAAGUUUGAGAAGUUUGGUAUGUCACCCUCAAAGGGAGUAUUGUUCUAUGGCCCUCCAGGAUGUGGUAAAACACUUCUGGCCAAAGCUAUUGCCAAUGAAUGUCAGGCAAACUUCAUUAGUGUCAAGGGUCCAGAAUUACUCACAAUGUGGUUUGGAGAGAGUGAAGCUAAUGUGCGUGAAAUUUUUGACAAGGCUCGCCAGUCUGCUCCUUGUGUCCUCUUCUUUGAUGAACUUGAUUCAAUUGCAACCCAGAGAGGAAGCAGUGUAGGUGAUGCUGGGGGUGCUGCUGAUAGGGUUCUGAAUCAACUUCUUACUGAGAUGGAUGGCAUGUCUGCCAAGAAAACAGUUUUUAUAAUUGGAGCCACCAACCGACCUGACAUUAUUGAUCCUGCCCUUUUGCGACCCGGUCGUCUUGAUCAGUUGAUCUACAUUCCCCUCCCUGAUGAGGAUUCUCGCCAUCAGAUCUUUAAGGCUUGCUUGAGGAAAUCACCACUUGCAAAAGAGGUUGACCUCAGAGCUCUUGCCAAGUAUACUCAAGGUUUUAGUGGGGCUGAUAUUACUGAAAUUUGUCAGCGCGCAUGUAAAUAUGCCAUCAGAGAGAACAUUGAAAAGGAUAUUGAGAGAGAAAGGAGGAGAGCGGAGAACCCUGAAGCUAUGGAGGAAGAUGUGGAUGAUGAAGUGGCAGAAAUCAAGCCUGCUCAUUUUGAGGAAUCAAUGAAGUUUGCUCGUAGGAGUGUCAGUGAUGCCGACAUCCGCAAAUACCAGGCAUUUGCUCAAACGCUGCAGCAGUCAAGGGGAUUCGGGAGUGAGUUUAGGUUCGCUGAAACUGGUGCAAGGCCUGCAGCAUCUGACCCUUUUGCAGCUUCCGCUGGAGGAGCCGAUGAAGAUGACCUCUACAGUUAAGAUCAUCUGUCUGUGUCUUUAGUUAUGGUGACAAAAGCGGACCGUUCUUUUUGUUUUUUAAUAUAGUGUAGUAUUAAAUUUGACUGGAUGGAUGUAGAAGCUCCUUGGCACAACCUUUCAGCAGGAGAAAGGGGGGGGGGGGGCUGCCCCUGGGAGUUCAUAAAAUACUGUGCUUUUCCUUUAUUUUGGGAUUUAAAGAUUUUACAAGAUUAAA